AUGAUGAAAAACGGAAGAAUCUUGUUGGAGGAGCUUAUUGCUUCUUGGGAUGGAAAAUGUAAUCCUAUCCGUACCUUCUCAACCAAAGAGCUCCAAAGAGCAACAAAUAACUAUGAUUCUAGACAGUGGCGAAAAUAUGUUUAUCAUGAACCAGGUGAUGUGUUUCAUUUCUUACCAGAUCGUGUCAAGGAUCUUAUUGACAAUGAUCAGCGGUUGAUUGAGAUUGUACAUCCUGCUAUUUCGAGAGAAGACAUUGAGCAGCAAGAAUUGCAAGCUGUUGCAAAGCUUGCUCUUAGUUGCAUCAGCGAGGAAGAAGAAGAUCGGCCAACAAUGACAGACAUAGCAAGAGAACUCAAGAGAAUUCAGAAGCAUGUUCCACCUCUUUAA
This is a messenger RNA of Dovyalis caffra, 387 nucleotides long. The record is from the annotation of a GenBank genome assembly. Lineage: Eukaryota; Viridiplantae; Streptophyta; Magnoliopsida; Malpighiales; Salicaceae.